AAUUGGAAGCGUACGUUGAGAGCCACCAAUAGAAGAAAAAGGAGCGUUUUCUCUUCUCAUCUUGUCUUCUUCCAAGUCCCUCUCUAACACUCACUUUCUUCUUCUUAUUCUUCUGUAGUUGCUGCAAGGUACGUGAUUCUGACAUGUCAUGGGUGAUUCGCCACCCCAAAAGCAUAGAAUUUUGAUGGUAUCUGAUUUUUACUAUCCCAACUUUGGUGGUGUCGAGAACCACGUUUAUUAUCUCUCUCAAUGCUUGCUCAAGUUAGGCCACAAGGUGGUAGUGGUAACUCAUGCUUAUGGAAAUCGCUCUGGGGUUAGAUAUAUGACUGGUAGUUUGAAAGUUUACUAUGUUCCAUGGAGACCAUUCUUUAAUCAGAGUACAUUUCCAACUUUAUAUGGAAUACUACCAAUUAUAAGAACAAUUCUCAUUAGAGAAAGAAUUACUGUAGUGCAUGGACACCAAACCUUUUCAACACUUUGCCAUGAUGCACUUUUGCAUGCUAGGAUCAUGGGAUACAAGGUUGUCUUCACUGAUCAUUCACUGCAUGGUUUUGGAGAUGUUGGAAGCAUCCACAUGAACAAGGUGAUGCAGUUUACCUUGGCAGAUGUGAGCCAAGCUAUCUGUGUUUCCCACACAAGCAAGGAAAACACGGUGUUGAGGUCAGGUUUGGCACCAGAGAAGGUUUUUGUUAUUCCUAAUGCUGUUGACACUGCCAUGUUCAAGCCAGCAUUGGAGCGCCCUGGCGGAUUGGAGAUUGUUGUAGUUGUUAUCAGUCGAUUGGUUUACCGGAAAGGAGCAGACUUGCUUGUUGAAGUUAUUCCGGAAGUAUGCCGGUUACAUCCUAAUGUUCGAUUCAUUAUUGGUGGUGAUGGACCUAAGCGGGUGCGGUUGGAAGAGAUGAGAGAAAAACACUCUCUUUUUGAUCGAGUUGAAUUAUUGGGAGCUGUACCACAUGCACAAGUUCGAUCUGUUCUAAUAUCUGGGCACAUCUUCUUAACCUGUUCCUUGACAGAAGCUUUUUGCAUGGCCAUAUUAGAGGCUGCUAGUUGUGGAUUGUUAACAGUUAGCACACGAGUUGGAGGUGUUCCUGAGGUUUUACCAGAUGACAUGAUUGUGUUAGCAGAACCUGAUCCUGGUGAUAUAGUGCAAGCAAUCCAAAAGGCAAUAUAUAUGCUUCCCGAAAUUGAUCCUCAAGUCAUGCACAAUCGAAUGAGGGAACUCUACAACUGGCGUGAUGUUGCCAAACGGACUGAAAUUGUAUAUGAUCGUGCUUCGAAGUGCCCCAAUCAAAGUCUAUUAGAAUCUCUCUCACGAUACUUGUCUUGUGGAGCAUGGGCAGGCAAGCUCUUUUCCUUGGUUAUGAUCUUGGGUUUUUUGUUUUGGCAUCUUCUGGAACUAUGGCAGAUGAUAUUGAGGAGGUGCCAGAUGUUAUUUUUUCACACAUCUGUGAUGAAGAGAUGUUGCAGAAAUCCUAACAUGACACAUGAGGAGGGCGGUGUGAUGCAUUAUUUUGGUGAACCACAUAGCCGUUGUUUGCUGAUUAAUCUGAAAUGCAUAAUUAUUAGUGAUGGAGAUAAUCAUCUGUCAUUUUCAUGCGUACUAUUGGACUGUAUACAUGUUGCUGUUAUUAGAUUUAGAGGUACUAAAACAUAACAGGUUAGUUAAUCCAGAAACAAAAAGUGUGAACUCACUCACUACAAGCAUUCAACUUUACUACAUGAAUCCAUGAACUUACUGAGAAAUAGGAUGCAAACAUCCUUGCAGUGUUUUAUAAAAUCUGCAUGGAAUCUUCAUCCAAAAAAUAUUUUGUUGUGUAGCAAACUAUUAUUAAGAACUGCACAUCACUGCUU
Glycine soja is the source of this 1851-nucleotide messenger RNA. RefSeq names its product phosphatidylinositol N-acetylglucosaminyltransferase subunit A-like. Gene Ontology annotation, molecular function: phosphatidylinositol N-acetylglucosaminyltransferase activity. Gene Ontology annotation, cellular component: glycosylphosphatidylinositol-N-acetylglucosaminyltransferase (GPI-GnT) complex. Gene Ontology annotation, biological process: GPI anchor biosynthetic process. The record is from RefSeq and is a predicted model, not a curated record. The transcript is spliced from 9 exons. Lineage: Eukaryota; Viridiplantae; Streptophyta; Magnoliopsida; Fabales; Fabaceae. The coding region runs from base 149 to 1654 and encodes 501 amino acids.